AUGGAGGAUGGGAAAGACCAAGACAUUGAUGUUGGAUCAGUGGUUGAAGCUGUUUCCGCCGAUCACUCCUUUGGUGCUCCCCUUUAUGUGGUUGAGAGCAUGUGCAUGCGCUGCCAUGAAAAUGGAACAAGCAGGUUUCUGUUGACCUUAAUUCCUCACUUCAGAAAGGUCUUAAUAUCUGCAUUUGAAUGUUCCCAUUGCGGAGAAAGGAAUAAUGAAGUUCAGUUUGCUGGAGAGAUUCAACCCCGAGGUUGCUGUUACCAUCUCGAGGUUCUAGCUGGCGAUGAGAAGAUAUUUGACCGGCAAGUAGUGAAAUCUGAAUCAGCCACUAUUAAGAUUCCUGAACUGGAUUUUGAGAUUCCACCAGAGGCCCAACGUGGAAGUUUGUCUACUGUGGAAGGAAUAUUAGCACGAGCUGCAGAUGAACUGAGUGCCCUUCAAGAAGAACGCAAGAAAGUUGAUCCUAAAACUGCUGAAGCAAUAGACCAGUUCUUAUCUAAACUGAGAGCUUGUGCAAAAGCAGAGACAUCCUUCACCUUCAUUUUGGACGAUCCUGCUGGAAACAGUUUCGUUGAGAACCCACAUGCUCCAUCACCUGAUCCCUCUUUAUCCAUCAAGUUCUAUGAGCGAACACCAGAGCAGCAAGCAACACUUGGAUAUCUUGCAGAUCCAUCCCAGGCUAGACAAUCAGAAGGAAGCGUUGCCGCACCUUCUACUGAAACAACUUCUCUACCUCAUGGAACAAUCGGAGCAACAGGUGGUCAUCGAGCUAUUGCUCAGAGUAAUAGCACUGAUAUUUCCGAUAACUUGUUUAGAUACUCUGCCCCUGAAGAGGUGAUGACUUUCCCUUCAACCUGCGGAGCAUGUAUGAAGCAGUGUGAGACACGGAUGUUCGUGACGAAAAUCCCGUACUUUCAGGAGGUUAUUGUCAUGGCAUCCACAUGUGAGGAUUGUGGCUAUCGCAAUUCUGAGUUGAAGCCUGGUGGUGCUAUUCCUGAGAAGGGAAAGAAAAUCACUCUCUCUGUGAAGGACAUCGCUGACCUUAGCCGAGAUGUUAUCAAGUCAGACACAGCAGGAGUGAUAAUCCCAGAACUUGAUAUGGAGCUAGCUGGUGGUACACUUGGUGGAAUGGUAACAACAGUUGAAGGUUUGGUCACACAGAUCAGAGAAAGCCUAGCGAGAGUUCACGGAUUCACUUUUGGUGACAGUCUAGAUGAGAGUAAGAAGAACAAGUGGAGAGAAUUUGGAUCCAGGCUUACUAAGCUCCUAAGCUUAGAACAGCCAUGGACAUUGAUUCUUGAUGAUGAAUUAGCAAAUUCCUUUAUUUCACCAGUAACAGAUGAUAUCAAAGAUGAUCAUCAACUCACAUAUGAAGAUUUCGAGAGAUCAUGGGAGCAAAACGAGGAGCUGGGUCUCAACGACAUAGAUACUUCUUCAGCUGAUGCUGCUUAUGGAUCCACAGAGACAACUAAAUUACCUUAA
Messenger RNA from Eruca vesicaria subsp. sativa (arugula), 1482 nucleotides. Lineage: Eukaryota; Viridiplantae; Streptophyta; Magnoliopsida; Brassicales; Brassicaceae. The record is from the annotation of a GenBank genome assembly.